Molecule: messenger RNA, 1805 nt
Organism: Ectocarpus siliculosus
Lineage: Eukaryota; Phaeophyceae; Ectocarpales; Ectocarpaceae
Source: the annotation of a GenBank genome assembly
AUGAAAAAGGAGUGGGAGGAAGUCGCGGAGGGUCGGCAGAAGCUCGAACAGCUGGAAACCGAGUCGGGAAUGCUGCGUUCAACCUUCGAGGACGACACGCUGACCUUGAACGUGGGUGGUUCGAACGUCGAUAUCAGUCGGGCGGAUCUACAGAGACUGCCGGCACUGUCUGAGGCGUGGAAGCUGGCCAAUCUGUUUGACAGCGACUGGGACGAGCGGCUCCCUCGAGAUGCGAACGGUCUCAUGGUGCUCGACGAGUCCCCCGUGUGCUUCAAGCACCUCGUCGACGCACUGGGGGGUGUCCUGCCUACUGACGAGCAGGCCUACCUCCCCUACGUCUCCAAUGCCCUGGGGGUACCUAGUCCUGCUCGAGUGCCGAGACGCCGGGUGGACAGCGAGGGAAGCGCGAUGCUGGGCAUCGGGGGUGAGCUAGACCGACUGGCGCGUACGGUUUUGGACUGGUGCCCUGGCAACCCGGAAAGGCUAGACCUGCUGUACCGUGCUUCCCGCGAUGGCUGGGAUACCAGGCAUUUCCACGCUCGGUGCGGAGAUGACAGCCCUAUGACUGUCACGCUGUACCGGUUAAACGACGCCAGCAAUCGCAAGGGUUUGAACUGCAGUGUGCUUGGGUGCUUCUCAAGUGUCCCCUGGACCCCCCCUAGUGACGGAUAUACGAAGCUCAAAUCCUCGCCCGGGGGAUUUGUGUUCAUCCUUACUGAUGGGUCACGCUCUUUCCGUCCGACAAAGUUGAAAGUACACCCGCACUAUGCUAAGAGAGGAUGUGGUCUGGUGGUUCUUGGUGAAGGCAGUAUGCCGUCCUUCCAUGUUGACUUGGAGGUGUUCCACGGAAAAGAACGCCAUCGAAGUUGUACUUCAGGCACAAACGCGAAGUAUCGCCUUUGGACUGACAGCGGCGCGUUCUAUGUGCCCGAGGGAUGUUCAUUCCUCAAAUACGAUGGGAUCGACGUGGCGGAAAUUGAGGUUUAUCGCGUGUGGUCGGCGGAGGAGGAGCGUAGCGACGACAUUCAUCGGUUCGGUGGCUCAAUUGCCGCGUCGUUCGAAGAGGAGCAUAAAGCGCUGCAUAAAGCUCAAAGCAAGCUUGUUGAGGCCACUGAGAAGGGUGCAGCAUCCGCAAGCGCCUUGGCCGCCGUGUACGGGCCAGGUGUGGCUUCGAACAGCAGAGAUCCUGUGGUGGACUUCAGCGUGCGUGGGUCGAGAACAACCACCAGGAUCACCACCCUGCGCUCUACCCUGCAGCUCUGCCCAUACCUUGUCGCCCGACUGGACCAGUCGAAAUGGACCGAGAACAAGGACAAACACGGGCGGUGGCUAAUCAAAGAUUGCAGCCCGGCUGUAUUCUCCAAGGUGCUCGACGUACUGCGAAUGAAGAAACGUGCAGGGUGGAUUGGCGGGGAAGUUAAGGCACACGUUGUCGUCAAGGCCACCGAUCGCGAGGCCUUCGAGCAGGCUGUAGGCAUGUACUUUCCGGGGUGCGAGAGGGUCAUCUUGGACCAUGUCGAGUUUCUCGGCGAGUCUGGAGCUGCCUGUUCAAGCACGGGCGCGAAUACCGCAAGUCAGAGAUCUGGAGACAGUUCUAGGAAACGUCAUCGACGGCACUAGGUUUUUUCGUUGUGCGAUUACGCAUCUGGGCUCUCCUGAGUAGACAUCGAUGUCUGUGUGGGACGGGGGGGUGGUGAUGGUGGGACUGCUCAAUUGGGAGAUUGGUGCACAUCCAUCUAUUUCUCGGACAGGGACAAUUAGUGGGUGAGGAUGUCUGGUGUUUGUGUCCGUCCUAUGCUUUCCUC